UACAGUGGAGUUGCCCCGACCUGAGUCCGCUCGGGAUCCUUCCUCUGCCUUCGCAGCUCCCCUCCACGCGGGGCUGAGACCCGGAGGGCGGAGAAGAGCCGUGUGAAAUCAGAACCCGCUGCCGAGAACCUGAGGGUCCAAGAGAAUGAAGGUCAUCACUUGUGAAAUAGCGUGGCACAACAAAGAACCAGUGUACAGCCUGGACUUCCAGCAUGGGACCGAUGGGAAAAUUCACAGAUUGGCUUCUUCGGGGGUAGACACAGCUGUGCGGAUCUGGAAAGUAGAAAAAGGACCAGAUGGAAAAGCCAUUGUAGAAUUUUUGUCCAAUCUUGCUCGCCAUACCAAAGCAGUAAAUGUUGUUCGGUUUUCUCCUAAUGGUGAAAUCUUAGCAUCUGGGGGAGAUGAUGCUGCCAUUUUGUUGUGGAAAGUUAAUGAUAACAAGGAGCCAGAACAAAUUGCAUUUCAGGAUGAGGAUGAGGCACAACUGAAUAAGGAGAAUUGGGCUGUCAUUAAAACAUUAAGAGGGCACUUAGAAGAUGUGUAUGAUAUUUGCUGGAUGACUGAUGGAAAUUUAAUGGCUUCUGCCUCUGUAGAUAAUACAGCUAUCAUAUGGGAUGUUGGUAAAGGACAGAAAGUUUCCAUAUUUAAUGAGCACAAGAGUUAUGUACAAGGAGUUACCUGGGAUCCCUUGGGUCAAUAUAUUGCUACUCUGAGCUGUGACAGGGUGUUGCGGGUAUACAGCACACAGAAGAAGCGUGUUGCCUUCAACGUUACAAAGAUGCUGUCUGGGGUGGGAGCUGAAGGCGAG
Molecule: messenger RNA, 808 nt
Organism: Vombatus ursinus (common wombat)
Lineage: Eukaryota; Metazoa; Chordata; Mammalia; Diprotodontia; Vombatidae
Product: chromatin assembly factor 1 subunit B
Exons: 7
Biological process (GO): DNA replication-dependent chromatin assembly; nucleosome assembly
Cellular component (GO): CAF-1 complex; nucleus
Molecular function (GO): protein binding
Source: RefSeq, a predicted model, not a curated record